AUGGGCCGGCAACCGACGACAUCCAGACCCGGGCUCCUCGACUUCGCUGGACGGGCGAAGUGGGACUCAUGGAAAGAGACAGGCGCAAAAUACGCCAGCGAGUCCGAUGUAGAGCAGCGUUACAUCGACCUCGCAAGGCAGCUAGGAUGGAUAGACGGCACGCCCCUUACUCAUGGUGAAGGGUCUGAAGAAAGCGAGGAAGAGGAGGAGCCAAGUGCUGAAGAGUUACUGGCUCGCGAGAGCGAUUCUGAGGAGAAUGUCGCCAGCGAUAUGGGUAAAGUCAUGAGCACGAUAGUGUCCUCAGAAGAGGAAGCAAGUCCAGACCUGCAUUCAUUACAUGGCCUGGCCCUCAAUGGAGACCAAGGACUCCUAGAAGAAUACCUCCACGCGAAUCCCGACAUUAAUGUCAAUGAACGUGACGAACACGGUUACAGUGCCCUGCACUUAGCCUGCGACAGGGGUCAUGCCGGGGUCGUGAGAUUGCUGCUUGCACAUGGUGCCAGCAAGGAUCUGAAGGAUGCUGAUGAUUUCACGCCUAUGGAACUGGCAAAGGUGUCUGGGCAUGAAGACAUAAUCGCACUAUUGCAAAGAUGA
Punctularia strigosozonata HHB-11173 SS5 is the source of this 594-nucleotide messenger RNA. Its product is annotated as ankyrin. The coding region runs from base 1 to 594 and encodes 197 amino acids. NCBI's taxonomy places the organism in Eukaryota, Fungi, Basidiomycota, Agaricomycetes, Corticiales, Punctulariaceae. The transcript is spliced from 3 exons. Gene Ontology annotation, molecular function: fatty-acyl-CoA binding; protein binding. The record is from RefSeq and is a predicted model, not a curated record.